Porites lobata is the source of this 3996-nucleotide messenger RNA. The record is from the annotation of a GenBank genome assembly. NCBI's taxonomy places the organism in Eukaryota, Metazoa, Cnidaria, Anthozoa, Scleractinia, Poritidae.
UUUAUACUCGGAAUUAGUCAGACGCGCGCAAACGACAUGGCUACCAAAUCGUUCAGAUGGAAUUUUGGGCUAUUCAACGAAGCCUCGAAAAGAUAUCUCACGCUUGAGACCUUCGGGUUCAAGUUAAACGUGGACGGGACUGCGCUGAAGAAGAAACAAAUGUGGACACUGGAGCAGGAAGAAGGUAGCAAUAUUUGUUAUUUUCGAAGCCACCUCAACAGAUAUCUGUCGGCAGAUCGGAGAGGCAACAUGAAAUGCGAGGACGAAGAGCGAGUCGAGGAAGCGAAAUUCACUGUCGAGACACAGCCCAGCGGAAAGUGGGCCAUAAAAAGCGUAUAUGGGGCAUACUUCGGUGGAACUGGUGAUCAGCUUAAAUGUGUGGCGAAACCCGGCGCUUCAGAGUUAUGGUGUAUUCAGCUUGCGAUGCACCCACACAUCAACCUGAUGAGCUCGCGAAGAACGCGCUUCGCUCAUCUCAACACCAAGACGGACACGCUCGAAGCCACCGAGAUUAUACCUUGGGGAGCGGACGCCACGAUCACUCUGGAGUUCGACGAAAAAGAGGGGAAAUACGCGAUCGCAGCGAGCAACAAAAAGUAUCUGACGAACGAUGGCUCGCUUGUAGAGGAUGCCAGUAAGAAGAGUUUGUUCACCAUUGAAUUCCAUGAGGGGGAGGUGGCUUUCAGAACCGACAAGGGUACUUACCUCGCUCCCGUGGGAACAGGAAAGAUUCAUGCCGGCAAAAACACCACCGUCGGAAAAGACGAACUGUUUGACGUCCAAGAUAGCCCACCGCAAGUUUCAUUCAUUGGACCGAAACCAGGCAGGCGACUGUCAAUUCACCAAGGUACGACUGUACAAUAUUCUGUUGUGUUAGUUUGUGUUUUGUUUCCCACUGGGUUAGUUCCGUUGUAUUUAUUCUAUAUAUACGAAGCCUUACCCCUGUCUAUGAAUCAUUGACAUUAACAAGCUCGUUCCGAUUUCAUUCAUAAAAAUGCAAAUUUUUCUGUGUUUACAAGCCAAUCUGCAGGUUUGAAGAUGCUUUUGUGUGUCCGUUCUUUAUCUUGUUUGUUGUUGACGGUGAUUUGAAUUGUUAACAAAAAUGGCUUUGCACUCGAUAAACUUGACCACGUGUGGGUAGAAUGUAGCGAGUCUAAAAUGUUGCAGUUACAGCAAUCACUUCUGCGACGGCAAUUAUUUGGGCGAAAAAAAAAAAACAAAACAAAAGUCAUGUUUAUGAUGAAUUUCAAAGAGAUUAGACGUCCUGGUUGAUUCCACGCGGCGAGAAGUUGAAAGCAACUGUGUACAUAACAAUAAUUAUUAUGCCAGUGACUCUAUAAUAACAAUAGAACAAAAAAAAAGCGAUCUUAUUAUAUGACCAACAGUUCUGUAAAUUCAGCAAAUCGCCGAUUAAAAUUACUCACGCGUAAAAAUAUGCGUGAAAAGUGUUCAUAACUUCGUUCUUUGAACGAUUUUUUCAGCUGCUGGGGUCAACGAAGAAAAAUUGUUGAAUACUUCUGUGUCGUGCAUUUAUCUUGAAUCUAAGGAAUUUAUUCGAAUCGUGAUCGCUGUUGCAGUGUUGAUCGAUAGAUCUUUUUCGCCUCGAAUCUCGAGUGUACAGAACGUGCCAGUAUGCAGACACAUACUAAUCCAUAUCCCCUUGUGAUCAUAGUGCUACAAUUUUGCCUAUCUAAUCCAGCCAUGAUGUCACGCAACAAAGGCAGUGUGUCGAGUUAAAUAAUGCUUAUUGUCAUUCUUAUUGUCAUUUUUGCUGUCCUUGUUCGUUUCUGAAAAUAGAAAACCAAUAGAAAAUUUACGCUCUGAGUCUCUUUGACAGAUAACUCGCCUAAAUUGGCUGAUUUUUAAUUUCUCAUUACUUAUCGUGGAAACAAUUCUACUGGAACCUGUACAGAGAAAGUGCAUUUUGAACAGUCUGCUUUCCUCCAAAAUGCAAGAGCUCGGAUAUGUCAUUAUUUGAAGGAGUAAGGCUCUUUGUUAUAGAAGCAUUCAAGAGUGUAAAGAUAACAAUGCCAAUUUUGUCUAUGAUGAAAAAAUAAUCUUUUUGUUUAUGCAUUCUUGGCUGUGAUUUUCUUUCCAUUCCUUUUACCUUAAAAGGUAAUAUAUGUAGCUGAUAAGCUUAUUGUUUUUAUAAUUAGUCAAGGAUAUGGGCAUGCAAAAUAUGAUUAUAUUUCUUUUGUAUAACUCUGACAAGUUUCAAUAAAUUAUUGAGAUAAAUAAAACUUCAUCCAUAUAGACAAUAUUGUAAUUGCUGCAUAUUUUAAAAUGAAGGUUUCAAGUUUGUUUAGAAUGAAAGUGAAUGAAUGCCAAAAAUAAAAAUUCAUCUGUGAGUUGCGAGCCAACCAUUAGUUAGGCUGAUAAUACAAAAAAAAAUAACAGCUGACUACAUAAAUAAUAUGUUCAUGCACUUCUGUGGCUGCCUAAGGGCAUAGGAUACUGGUCUAGGGUAAUAUGAAUUUUUAGAAUAAUAUAUUUCAAGACAAAAAUGAUUAGAAGACCAAAUCACCUUCCCUUACAAUGUAGUUUAUUCAAUUAAGAAUAGUUUUUGUCCCUUUGAACAAUAUCAAGAUAAAUAUGACAAUUUUUUUUUGAAUUUAUUCUGUAAGAUAUUCAUUUGACCAUUUGCUUACUUUGAUCAAUUUGCUUGUUUAAUUUCCUUGUUGCCAAAGCUCUUUCACUAUAACUGUCAUGUAAAGAAGAAAAAAAUAUAUAGAAAAUUAUCUGACCAACUUUUAACAUUACAAAGUGGCUCUGAGGGUAUAUGCGUUUGCUGUUCAAGCCCUUUUUUUUAAGUUACUGAAGUUUAUUCAGGGGAUGAUCGAUCAGUAUUGGUUUCAAUCUUUUUUCUUUUACAUAGUUUGGUUUUCAAUUUUUUCAAGAGGUAACAUUUUUUUUUCUGGUUUCAAUCAACCUGUUUUUGUUUCUGGUUUUGCUGUUUUGGUCCAAUUGUGAAAAGUCACAAUUUCAGCAAAGUUUAAAAUCGGUUAUAGUUACAACAGCUACAGGUUCAUUCGAAAACAAGAGAGCUGGAAAUUCUAAAGUUGCCCUACAUGUAUUUAGAAUAUUUAAGUCUGCUGGUUACUGUUUUGUUGUUUGGGGGGGGGGCGGGGGAUUGUGAUUUUUUGGUUUAUGAACCCAUGUAAUGGACAGGGUUGAUAGAGUUCAUUUUCAGUUUUCAGUGUGAACUAUGGUAUUCAGAGAUAUGAUGCCAGAAGGCCUUUCUCUUGUCAGAACGAAUCACUGUCUUAAUCCAGUGGUUAAAACUUGUAUGUUUUAGAUUUGAUCUUGUUAGUUAACCCAUACCAUUCCUUCUUUUUAGGCAUGGAUGUAAUUCUUGAUCGCCGUGGUGAACUUGAAGACACAGAGAUCUUCCAGUUGGAAUUUGACAAAUCAAGCAAGAAAGUAGCAGUUCGUGGCUCAACUGGAAAGUACUGGGUUUUGGGUGACAAGGGCAUGACAGCAUCAGCCGACAAGCCUGGACCUAACUCCUGGUUUGAGCUUGAAUGGCAUGGCAAACAGAUUGUAUUCAAAUCCCACACUGGCAAGUACAUUACAGGCAAAGACAAUGGUCAUCUUAUUGAAGGUGGUGAUGAGAUUGACGAGGAGAGAGGAUAUCACAUUCCAGAGCUUGUCAAUAGGCCAAUGCUGGUUCUCCGUGGUGAUUUUGGUUUUGUCCGUGUUGGAGUCAAAGAUAAAAUUGAGAGCAAUCAGUCAAAAUAUGAUGUCUUCCAUAUGAAAUGCGACAAAGGAAUGUAUAAGAUCAGCACUGAUUCAGGAAAAUUCUGGUGUAAUGAUGAGAAGUUUAACAUCACCCUGUCAGCUGAUGAAAGUGGUGCCAGCGAGUAUAAUAUUGAACUUCCUCAGUACAACAGAAUAGCGAUUAAGGCUGCCAAUGGUUGCUACAUCCAGGGUCACCAGAAUGGAUCGUUUGCAGCCACAGCGAAAGAAAUUGGAAAAGCUGCUUUAUGGGAAUACUAA